AUGGCAGUGCUGUGGUGGCUUUGGCAUAUACCUCUGACUGUGGUGGUGGCUCACGGGGCUCCCUCAGAUCCUGCCCAAGGGAAGAAGGUGUUAGCAGAAAAGGUCAGCCAGCUGAUGGAUUGGACCAAGAAAAACAGAGUGAUAAGAAUGAAUGACACCAUGUUCUAUCAUUUUGUACUAGAACCACCAAGAAACUACUCUAUGAUUGUGAUGUUUACUGCUCUCCACGAGUUAAGACAGUGUGUGAUGUGCAAGCAUGCUGCUGAAGAAUUUCAUAUCUUGGCAAAUUCCUGGCAACAUUCCAGUAAAUUCACCAACAGGAUAUUUUUUGCUAUGGUGGAUUAUGAUCAAAGCCCUGAAGUCUUUCGAACGAUCCAAGUGGUGUCAGUUCCAAAUUUCCUCCACUUUUCUGCGAAAAGGGAAUUUACAUCAGAUGAUAUUUAUCAUUUGGAAGGAAGGGGUAUCAUAGCUGAGCAAAUGGCUAAGUGGGUAGGUGAGAGAACAAACGUCAACAUCAGAAUCAGCCAGCCUACAAAUGAUGGUGGUCUCUUCACGUUGGGGACGAUUUUGGCGCUCACUGGCGGACUGGUGUCUUUACUGAAGAGCAAGUUUAUUUUUAACAAAACUUUGUGGGCAGUAUUAGGUUUGUCUUUUGUAACUGUGAUGACAUCUGGUCAAAUGUGGGCUCAUAUAAAAGGAGCAUCAUUUGCUCAAAGGGACCCUCGCACGGGACAUAUGCAUUAUAUCCACAGGGCGAGUUACUCUCAGUUUGUAGCAGAGACAUGUAUCAUUGCCCUGUUUAAUAUGUGCGUUUUCCUGGGAAUGGUGCUGUUAGAUAAAGCUGCCACAUCUAGAAUGAACGUUGUAAAGAGGAAGAUGGUGUGUCUGAUUGGUAUCUGUCUAGUUGUAAUAUUCUUCAGCUGGCUGCUCUCUCUGCUUCGAUUUAAACUACGUGGGUAUCCAUACAGGUUUCUGAUGGAUUAAAAAGGGUCCUAGAGAUACAAACGCUGAAGAAAUUUGGAACAACAACAAGUGUGUACAGAAACAGAAAAAUGUGAACUCCACUUUUUAAAUGAAUUUUUAACCAAAGGAGACAUCAAGUGCCUUGAUAAUAAGAAGCCAUUUCCACUCAAACUCUGUGCAGUGUAUGGUAUGGAUCUCUUCUGUUCUUCUCAAUUUUCUCUUUUCAGUAAAUUACCUAGCCUGUGAAUUCUAACUACUAAAAUCCUUAGAGAGUAUAAUUUUUAUCUAAUUUAGAGUACCAACGCCCGGAAGCAAAUAUAGUACUACUUAGUACUACUCCUAGCUAGUCUUUCCUACUGAAUUACACAACUAGGCUUCUUGCUAGUUGUAGGUAUUGUAAACUAAACAUCAGAUUACGAUUUCUCCACCAUUGUUAACUACCUUUUCUCUGGAAGGAUUUCAGAUAAACUCCCUUUCCUUAUUUUUCUUGCAUUUCAGGUGACCCAUAGCUAACAAAAUAGUAUUUCCUAUUUCUAUGUUGACUUGAGUUUGCUUUCCAUUUAGGGGAAUCUAAGAGAAAAAUAGGUAUAAAGAGAGUUUUCUGUUUAGGAGCAUGCUAAAAUGUCAAGUUAUUUCCAAAAUGCAAAAAUGCAUAACCAAACAUCCUAAAAACCUUUCUUCCCCCUUCAGUGGAAAGCAAGGUACAAAUUUAAAGCCUUUUUUUUUUUUUGCCUUUAUCUUCCCUCUAUCAUCUGAAGAUCAUCAAAGUCAAGUCCUAAACAGCCUACUAAUGUGGUUCUAAGAGCAAAGAUUUAAAUCCAGGUUUACUAUUGAACCAAACUCUACCUUUCUCUCUGGUAAAUUGCUAUUUUGGGAAUACAAGAAGAACUAUGAUUGUGAAAAUGUUUUUCAAACAACAGUAAUUUAGUGUCACAGCAAUUUAGUUUAAUUUCUGUCUUAAAUUGGGACUGGUUUUAGCUAUUUAUGAUCAAGUAACCCUCCUCCAGGGUAUAGUGGAAGGUACUGAGUUUUAUAUGAGUUGUUUGCCAAGGGAGUUAGCUGUAAUUGCCCAAAUUAUAAUUUUUUUUUAAUUGGAGGGGAGGUAGGAAUAGUUGACCCUUCUCGUUUUAGACAAUUUUUUAUUCAUUAUUCCAGAGGAAUUCAACUCUGGAUUUUUUUCCUAGCUUACUUCUCUGUUGGUCUUGCACUUGAUCAGGCUAAAUAAAUGGAUGUUGAUAUCCUGAAGGUUGAAAAAGGCUAAUUGGUUUUGCAUAGCACACUAAAAAAAAAAAUGUUGCUAUCAAGUUGAUUCUGACUCAUGGCAACCCUAUGUGUGUCAGAGUAAAAGUGUGCUCCACAGGGUUUUCAGUGGCUGAUUUUUCAGAAGUAGAUCCCCAAACCUUUCUUCCGUGGUGCCUCUGGGUGGACUCGACCUCUAACCUUUCUGUUAGCAGCCCAGUGUGUUAACCAUUUAGCACAUUACCCCCACUGCCAUUGAUUCCGACUCAUAGCGACCCUAUAGGACAAAGUAGAACUGCCCCAUAGGGUUUCCAAGGCUGUAAAUCUUUACGGACGCAGAUUGCCACAUCUUUCUCCAGCAGAGUGGCUGAAGGUUCCAACUGCUGACUUUUUGGUUAGCAGCCAAGUGCUUUAACUUCUGCGCCACCAGGGCUCCUUCAUUAUUAGCACAUUAGUAGAGAGAAGUAACUGCUGCUUCAACUAGCACAGCUGCAGGUGAUAGAUAAU
This is a messenger RNA of Loxodonta africana (African savanna elephant), 2709 nucleotides long. RefSeq names its product magnesium transporter protein 1-like. The coding region runs from base 1 to 984 and encodes 327 amino acids. The record is from RefSeq and is a predicted model, not a curated record. NCBI's taxonomy places the organism in Eukaryota, Metazoa, Chordata, Mammalia, Proboscidea, Elephantidae. Gene Ontology annotation, cellular component: oligosaccharyltransferase complex. The transcript has a single exon.